UCGUAUCAUGGUUAAAGUGGUUAAAGCUAUUUAUUUUCUCAGUUUUCAAAUCCUGAGUGCGUGGGAAUGUAUACUAUAUUGAAGUUAACUUCUACAUAAUAAUUAUGUCUUUGUCAGAAUUUAAAGAACUUAUCAGCGGCUUAGCCGUUGUAACAACAGUAUUGAAUUUUUUGGCAGGAAUGUUGGUGUGCAAGCAAUAUGUGGUGAAUAGAUCCACAGCUGAAGCAUCACCACUGCCUUUUCUAACUGGUGUUCUAGCAUCAGCCUUGUGGCUCAUGUAUGGAAUCACCAAAAACGAUAAUAAGAUAAUAUUAGUGAAUACAAUAGGAAUAACCCUCAUGACUUUAUAUUCCCUUGUGUUCUUUAUGUACACCUACAAGAAGUCUACUACAUUUAAACAAAUGGUUGUUACAAUGUGCUUGCUGGUAACAUCUGUGGGAUACUUAAGAUUUGAGGAAGAUAAAAAAAUUCUUCUUGGCCGACUGGGAACGGUUGCAUGCCUCGUCACACUGCUAGCUAUAGCUGCUCCCAUGAGCAAGCUGUUCUAUGUAUUGAAAGUGAAGAGCACAGAGUGCCUUCCGUUCCCUAUGAUCCUGAUGUCGUUCUUCGUGUCGAGUCUUUGGUUCCUGUACGGUGUUAUAGAGGAAGAUAAUUAUUUAAUAUUACCAAAUUUAGUCGGAGCUGGUCUUUCGGUGUUCCAACUUUCGCUGUUUAUCAUCUUCCCGCGGACGCCGUACACCCCUCUCUUGCCUAAGAGCGUGGUGGCGUAAUCUACAGGGUGAUAAGCUAUUGAACAGAAGGAGAAUUAUGUAAGUUUGAGUUAGAUUUUACUACUAAAUAGGUGCUGCUGGUAGCGUUGAAAAAACCAUGAAAAAUACAUGUAUUUUGUUUUCAUGACAUUGCUUGACAAGAAAAAUACAUCGUCAUACCUAUAACAUUUAAAAUACAUGCAUUUUUCAUGGCUUUUUCAACGCUAGCUGGUGGGCUAUGCAAAAACAUCUAGUGACUGUGAUGUACUUCCCCCAUAGCAUACAGCUUGGCAAAAAAAGAGUAGAAUUGGACUAACUUUUUUUUAUCAUAGCAACACUUACUUUUUUCAUACAGAAGUGUCAUAAUAGUUGCCACAUGCAAAGCGGUUUUCAUAGACGGUGGCGCCGCUAUUAUUACUCUUUUUGCCAGGCAAUCCACAUCUAUAGUAUAGAUGUUACAUUCACAAAGACGCGUGCUUUGGUUCUUAUUGUUGUUUGAGUUCAUAAAAUAAAACGAGUAAGGUGCACUAGGGUAAUUCCGAAUGACAGAAAUGCUCUGGUAAUUCCGAAAGGGGAAUCUUGAUAUGAUGGAAAUAAUGGUGAUAUUUGUGCGACUUUCGAAAUUCGACAACUUUCGGAAUUACCCUAAUGUACCUUAGUAAAAAAGGGAAAAAAAUCUACGAGUAUUGAUUAUACUCAAUGACAACUUUUAUAGAUCUCUGAUUAUUGCCGCCAGUUAAUAUUUUUAUGUCCAUGACAUAACAUAAUAUAAAAUAUUGUUUGAUUUUAUUUUAUGUAAUAAAAUAUUGAUACGAUCUGUUUUGAGUGACCUGUAUUCCUGUUAAUAGAAUAAAAAUAAUGUCAAUUAUAAAGAGACUAUAAAAAUUAA
Molecule: messenger RNA, 1638 nt
Organism: Leguminivora glycinivorella
Lineage: Eukaryota; Metazoa; Arthropoda; Insecta; Lepidoptera; Tortricidae
Gene: slv
Product: sugar transporter SWEET1
Exons: 5
Coding region: 105-770 (221 amino acids)
Biological process (GO): carbohydrate transport
Cellular component (GO): membrane
Molecular function (GO): sugar transmembrane transporter activity
Source: RefSeq, a predicted model, not a curated record